AUGGAGUCCACUUCGGGUAGGGAACUUGUCACUGUAGCGUCUUUAGACCACGGGGUAGGUCAUGGGGGGACGUCCGAGGUGGAUAGGUAUGCCAUGGCCGAGGCGGACGUGGAUUAUACCCAGGAGUGGGGGGCUUCUAGAGUGCCCUCAAACAUGACGGGGAAGAGGUUGGGGGAGCUUAGGGAGAGGUACAAUAAAUUCAAGAAGAGGGAGUACCCAGCUCCAGACAUGGCCUCUAUCUUGAAGGCCACUUCUACUGCAAAGGCGAGGCCCCUGAAGCCCGGGUCCAGUGGAGCAAAGGAAGUUCGAGGCAGAGUUGAGCACCUGUCGAAGGACUGCACUCCUAGGACCUUGGAGGAGGCAUCUACUCAGAGGCCAGAGAAGCCUAAGGAGCCUCGAGGCAAGGAGAAAGUCUCUGAGGAGACUAAGAAGAGGAAGCUGGUGCACAUCUCCAGCUCAGCUGGCACGUUUGGGACUUCAGUGUCCCAUAGGGCAGAACAAACUGGAGAGUCGAAGCUUCUCGCUGCAACCUCUAAGGCCAUCAAAAUGGAGAUGGUAAGAGAGGUGGAGGCUGAAGAGGCCAGGGAAGAGGCUGCCAGGCGAGCUGCUGAAGCAGCCGAAGAGGAGGCGGCGAAGGAGAAGCCAGUUCGGGAGAAGGGGAAGUCUCCAAACUUCCUAGCUGGGAGGGAGGAUGAGCUGGCCCCAGCUUUGGUGGAGGCUCUUCCUGAGCAAAUCCGAGGUGCCACCGAGAGCUUUUACAAGUUCUGGACAGAGAGGUGGCAACUACAUGCCUCGUCUUGUGAUGCCACUGACCUCACGAGGGCACUGGUGAGCCAAAGCGCCCGGACCUUUGGCCUCGCGCUAGAAUGCAGAGAGGCAUUAAGUGAAUUCCAAACAAGGACUCACGCCUCGGAGGGGAAGGCUGCUUCCCUUGCUGAGGAGGUGAAAGCUGCUAAGGCCGCGGCCGAAGAAGCCAAAGUGCAGAGGGUCGAAGAAGCGGCGAAGCUCGAUUCUGCCCUGACCCAAAUUGAGGCCCUAAAGAGGGAAGCGAAUCUCGCCUUGGCCGGCGCUCGUGAUGCCAAUCAGUUUCUCGAAGGCCAGGCGAAGUGGUACAUGAACGACGCCUCGGUUGCCAGAGAAGAGGCCCGGAAUGCAGCGGAAGAGGCGGUGAGGGCAUACAUCGCCAAUUUCCACACUACAGAGGAGUAUAAAAGCUUCAGCGCGUACUGGAGGAACUUCGCCUAUGCCGAAGUGCUGGAGAGGGCAGAGGAGCUUUAUCCAAACUUGGACCUGGCACAACUUAGGUCCGAAUUUGUGGAUGAGGUUCCUCAGACCCCAGCUGAGGAGGUGCAGGGUGACGAGGCAGCUGAUGCCGAAGCCCCAAAUGCUGAGGCAGGGGAAGCAACCACUGAUGCCCAGGUUGCCGAACCCCCAAGUGCUGAGGUGCCUCCUUCAUCCAGCCAGGUUUAG
Messenger RNA from Olea europaea var. sylvestris, 1470 nucleotides. RefSeq lists its product as uncharacterized. Lineage: Eukaryota; Viridiplantae; Streptophyta; Magnoliopsida; Lamiales; Oleaceae. The transcript has 3 exons. The record is from RefSeq and is a predicted model, not a curated record. Bases 1 to 1470 code for a protein of 489 amino acids.